AUGACUGAGGCUACAUACAAAUUAGAUUAUCUCAGUAUUGGGUAUGCAGCUUUUGUGUUUGUUGAAGGUGCUUUGGGAUAUGUAAAGGCAAGUAGCGUCCCAUCUCUUCAGUUCAGUGGAUUGUUGGGGGUGGGGGUGUACCAGGCGGCACACAACCCCCGCCACUGGCUGACCCCUCUACUCACUAAUUAUGCCUUGGCGGGGGCUAUGGGCAAACGCUUCAUGCGCUCCAGUAAAAUGUAUCCUGCUGGAUAUAUCACAUUGUUCAGUACCAAGGUGCUACUUUCCUGCGCUCUCCAUGGCUGCCCUCUCCCCCGCACUCCCAAAUCUCUCCGCUCCUAUCCUCUCCCGCACACCACCCACCUCUCCUAUGCUCCCCCCUCGACUUUCACGCUCAACACUACGUUGUCUUUAUUUAUUGUUUAG
This is a messenger RNA of Macrosteles quadrilineatus (aster leafhopper), 426 nucleotides long. Its product is annotated as transmembrane protein 14C-like. Gene Ontology annotation, biological process: regulation of heme biosynthetic process. The record is from RefSeq and is a predicted model, not a curated record. Bases 1 to 426 code for a protein of 141 amino acids. Lineage: Eukaryota; Metazoa; Arthropoda; Insecta; Hemiptera; Cicadellidae. The transcript is spliced from 3 exons. Gene Ontology annotation, cellular component: mitochondrial membrane.